GUGUUUAGUACAAGAAUAACACAACAAUAAAAGAAUUUCUAACCGAAUCGUAUCGUACCAUAAUAACAUACACAACAACAAAAACAUCACAGAGAGCAAAAACAAAAUGUCUACGACACCAAAAUCGACAGAAGAUUUGCUGGGUGAAUCUUGGAUCGAAUUGAGCAACACAGCAGCCAUGGCAGGCAUCAAGAGCCCCGACAGAAUUACUCCGCUGCCCUUCAGCAACGGCGAGGAGUAUUUGCGUUUGUUGCGUGAAGCGCAACGCGAAUCAAAUCAGUCCAGUCGCGUUGUCUCCCUGGCCAGCUCUCGUCGUGAUACGCCCCGUGACAGUCCCAAGAGUCCACCAAACAGUCCACAAUCGGAGCAGUGCCCGGAUGAUGAGUUGCGGAACGUGUACAUCAAUUAUUGGACUAAGGGCGGAGAUAAACACAACACCGAUAAUGGCGAUUGGUUGCAGAACUGGAAUCGCGGCAUUGAGGAGCAGCCACCGAAAGAUUGGAAAUUCGAGCGUUCUAGCGAUAGUGAUGAGGAUGAGAAGAAGAAAACAACGGGUUAUUCCAUACGUUUAAAGCGCCUGGGCGCCAAUUCGUUGUUCUCCCGCGAAAUUCUCUACUCGCUGCUGGUCACCAAUGUGCUCUCGCUGCUGCUGGGCGCCGGCUUUGGUUUAUGGCUGAGCAAGCGCGGCAUUCUGCUUACCCGCGUGGUCAUUGACUGAAAGACGCCAUAAAGAUUUCAAAACGUUUUCAACACACACACACAAUAUGCACAUGAAUCCAUCAUAAAUAAGCAAAAAAACACACAGAACAUUCAACGUUCCAUAUAUAGAUACAAAUCCGAAGAUAUAUACAAGAGAAGAGAAAGGAGAAGAGGCGCAUUGUCAAUAACCAGCCAAACGUAUUCCAGCUCAUCCCAUAAUCAUUUUUCGCCAAUUCAUUAGCACAUCAUAACAAUAACAAUAAUAAUAUGUAGUUCGUACUAUAUACAUAAGCAGAAAGCUAAUGCCUAGGGCAAAGGGUUCAAUGGAUUUUCUAUAUAUCUAUUUUAUACAA
Molecule: messenger RNA, 1052 nt
Organism: Drosophila sulfurigaster albostrigata
Lineage: Eukaryota; Metazoa; Arthropoda; Insecta; Diptera; Drosophilidae
Gene: BNIP3
Product: BCL2/adenovirus E1B 19 kDa protein-interacting protein 3
Exons: 5
Coding region: 107-718 (203 amino acids)
Biological process (GO): mitochondrial outer membrane permeabilization; positive regulation of apoptotic process
Cellular component (GO): nucleus; mitochondrial envelope; mitochondrial outer membrane
Source: RefSeq, a predicted model, not a curated record